AUAUACCCAAUUCCCAUCCCGUGCGAAGAGAAGGCAAUCGAAAAGACGCCGUGCAGUGUCUGCCGCGCUCGUCCUGCUCUCCGUUGUUGCGAUUUAAUUGCAAACCUGUUCCUUCGCCACUGCAAUAAAGAUACCGGAGGAGGGGAAUCGGAUUCUUUAAUCUCGAUCGAGAUCAACAUUUUGGAUUUCUCUUUGUUGUUUUUGGACUUAGCUCUGUGAUAUUACUUAGAUUGUUAAGAUUGCUACGAAAUGAGACAUCGCUGCGACGUUCUAGUUCUCUUAUUUUAAACACUGUCAAGAGAAAUCAUUCUGCGAAGUUUGCGUUAAGAAAUCUCCAUGAUUCGUAAACGCUUUCAAGAAGCUAAAACAGGCCUGCAACUGGUGAAAUCGAUGAGAGCCGAAAGGUUCUUGAAGAAAGUUGGAUUGGGCAGAGAGGAUCGUUACUUCUGGAAGCAAAUUGGAAAGGCUCUGUUAUUUUCGUAUACUCUGAUCGGUGUUGCAUGGCUUUACAACGAAACAUCACCAUUUGGCUGGUGGACGCUGAAGCCACGGUCCAAGGCAGAGAAAGAUUUGGCUCACCUCUAUGAGCGUAGGGAGUUUCCAUAUCCAGGUGAUGAAGAAGCUAUGGAGGAUUUCAUUGCGAAGGGGGGAAUGAUCGGAACUGCCAUCGGUCCAAAGGGGGUGAUUGAUUUUGAUAAGGAUUCUUUCAAUUAUCAGAAAGAAUUAGAGAACAAUAAGCUCGAGCAAGAGGCCCAGAAGCUAUGGUUCAGGAUGAGGAACGAGGUUAUUUCAGAGCUUCAGGGGAAGGGCUACGAUGUUGAGUGAGGUAAUUCUUGAAUGGAAGCAUGAAAAUUUCUGAUUGCCUAAUUUGUUCAUGUGUUCUUGUUGUGAAAGUUCUGAAUACCCAUCUGCUUGAAUGCUUCCUGUUUGAUGCGUUUGCAGUCGUCUCUGUCAUGUACUUGAAUCUAAACACUAAAAGGAUUAGUAUUAGAGUUGAAAAUUUCUGGCCUUUUGAUAUCAA
Messenger RNA from Cucurbita maxima (winter squash), 1021 nucleotides. RefSeq lists its product as uncharacterized. Bases 337 to 825 code for a protein of 162 amino acids. The transcript has 4 exons. The record is from RefSeq and is a predicted model, not a curated record. NCBI's taxonomy places the organism in Eukaryota, Viridiplantae, Streptophyta, Magnoliopsida, Cucurbitales, Cucurbitaceae.